AUGAAUCGAUUCGUUAUUGUUUUAUUGUGGACCAUUAAUUGCUACGCGAUGGAUGAACCUUGGAUGAAUCCGGCUGCUUUCCGGAAUGCGGGACCACUGGCCUUAACCAGAGAUAGGGCUCCUUCGACGUCGCCUCGUAUGCUUCGGGAAGAUCACCCAAGCAAUCUUAGUGGAUGGGGGCCCAGUAGACAAGAAUUGCAAGUGAAUCCAUCUAUUUAUUCGUCCCCUCGACCUCGUCAGGUGGAUCUAGAAGCUCUCCGUCCCGCUCGCGUGGACAAUUCCGUCAAGUACUACAGUCUCAGAUCGGAUACACGUCGAAAUGAAAAUUCAGAGGAGGAGGGCGUGCCGUCUAGACUAAGAGAAUAUCCUCUGGUUACCAGUCGGUCAAUCGAAUACCAAGACUUGAAUUCAAAAUCAAGCAGGAUAUUAUCUCCGCAGGAUAUGAUAAAACAAAAAAACUCGUAUCCUCCUGACAACAAUGAGUCACGACCGGCGCAGAGACCUCGGAAGUUUAGCAAGUUAAGGGGCGCUUUCAUCCAGCCGGAAGAACAUGAACCGGGCUCUUCGUCCACAGGCAAUAUGAAUAGUAUCGUCAAUCGAUUGCCUUCGAAUUUGAGCUCCAGAUCCUCGAUGUUAACGUCAAGUAGACUCAUUAAUACAGCUAAUAAUCAAGAUGGGAUUUCGGUGAGCGAAGGGGCAAGUCAUCAGUUUACAAUUCACAAUCCUCAUAAUUUCCCUAUCAACAAUCAAGGACUCGCGGCGACACAUUCGGGAAUAGUUACGAAUUCCGGGACUCAUCGUGGCGCUAGCAAAGAACAUAUUCCUGGCUAUGAGGAAGACGAAUCAGGAGAAUUAUUAGUCUUUGAUAAAGCGGUUUUUGGCUAUUCGACACCAAAUAUCUUUCAAGCGUGUUUGAAAAGAGACAUCAAAGUUUUAAGGCUCAUCUCAACAAUGUUUGACAGACCGGUACUGCAGAUGACAGAAGCUAUGUUUGCUAAAGGCUAUCAUAGAGUUUUCCACUUCGACAAAGGUAAAACAAAGGCAAAGGACUUCGAUAAGGAGGCAGCGGCUACAAGGACGAAAGAUCUUAAGAAUCAUAGAAGAAAAAGCUUCCACGAUUCAUUCAAAAAGCUCUUAGAAAACCAGGAGGCUUGGCUUACACAUUGGCGCAAGAUGACGGGCAUAGAUUUCACCCCUUUGGCUGAAGAGGCAGAAGCUUACAAUGAAUCCUUUCAACUGCGGAAACUUCUCAUAACAUUUUUAUUUUAUGUUGAGAUGAUAAAUACAAUCGUACCUAGUCGUCCGAAUAUGAAAGAGGAAGCAGGAAGAGAACUACAAGAAGCAGCAUAUUUCUUCAAAAAUUACUUGCUCAAAGGCACCUCUUCAGAUAAAAGAAUUGUGGGCAAAGAAGACCUGAAAAAUCAAAAGAAGAUCAGAAAAAAUACUGUCCAUGCACGACCCAUUCCUUUUCAUUCUGCUCUUUGGUCUUUGUUAGAAGUGUGGAUGAAAUCAUGCAGGAAAGAGCUCUAUCAAGCAGCAACUGGAACAUCCAAAAAAAAAACUCUUCUUACUGCCAAAAACUUCUUCACUACUAUUUUCAACCACUCUAUUGAACAGUUUUGCAAUAGAUUGAAUGCAAAACAAUGA
This is a messenger RNA of Puccinia triticina, 1647 nucleotides long. RefSeq lists its product as uncharacterized. The transcript has a single exon. NCBI's taxonomy places the organism in Eukaryota, Fungi, Basidiomycota, Pucciniomycetes, Pucciniales, Pucciniaceae. The record is from RefSeq and is a predicted model, not a curated record. The coding region runs from base 1 to 1647 and encodes 548 amino acids.